UGCACAGAAAAGGAAGUUAAGGCUUUCUGAAGAGUAUAUAACUGUCAGCUCUGUUUGACCCAGAGGUUUCUCAGAAAGCUCUCAUCAUGUACUUGUUGGUGGUGGUCAUCUCUCUACUGCUGAGCUCUGUUCCUGUUCAGAGUCGUACUAUUCAGGAUAUAAUUGAAAAUAUCUCUGGGGAGACAGGUGACAUCACUAAGAAAGAUGAUAAUGCAGUGUCAACUAUAAUUGAAAACACCAAAAAUGCAGGACUGGAACAGGACAGGCCUUUGUUUGGAGACAUCGCCGUAGCAAGCGGGCUGGAGAAUGCAGAUCCAUGUACUGCUCGUGGGUGCAAAUGGGAUAGAAGCAGAGAUGGAAAUGUCUAUGUGCCCUACGUCAUCUCCAACCAGUACUCUCCAGCUGAAGUAGGAGUGAUUAAAAGAGGUAUGAAGUCUUUUGCGGAAGUUUCCUGCAUUCGAUUCGUACCUCAUCAAGGGCAGAGGAACUUUCUACGCAUACAGUCUAAAUCUGGAUGCUAUUCAUAUUUGGGCCGCCAACGUCAAGGACAGGUUGUUUCUCUCCAGCGUCCUGGGUGUGUCUAUCACUAUAUUGUUCAGCACGAACUCCUUCAUGCUCUCGGGUUUCAUCAUGAACAGAACCGCAGUGACCGUGACAAACACAUCCGAAUCCUUUAUGAGAACAUCUAUCCUGCAAUGCAGCACAAUUUCAAUAAAGCAGACACCAACAAUCUGGGUACCCCCUAUGACUACAACUCUGUGAUGCACUAUUCAAGGAAAGCUUUCUCCUGGAAUAAUGAGCCAACCAUGAUUCCCAUUCCUGACAGUAACGUUGUGAUUGGUGAAGCUAAACAAAUGAGCCCCAAUGACAUCCUACGCAUUAACAGACUCUACUGCAGUUAAGAAAAGUGCUGAUGGGCUGUAUGAAGAACGUGUUUGUUCAUCCUUUUUUCCUAGCAUUCUUUUUAAAGCUUUCCUUUUUGCACAUCACAGUGUCAAGUGAUUUUACUUAUUCUAUUAUUAUGCAUCCUAAAAAAAAAAAUUAUAACAGCUUGUCUUUUUUCCUUUUUUGGCAAUCCUUUUUCAGUAGUAAAGCUGGUGAAUACAA
This is a messenger RNA of Megalobrama amblycephala (Wuchang bream), 1107 nucleotides long. Its product is annotated as low choriolytic enzyme-like. Gene Ontology annotation, biological process: proteolysis. NCBI's taxonomy places the organism in Eukaryota, Metazoa, Chordata, Actinopteri, Cypriniformes, Xenocyprididae. The transcript is spliced from 9 exons. Gene Ontology annotation, molecular function: zinc ion binding; metalloendopeptidase activity. The record is from RefSeq and is a predicted model, not a curated record. Bases 87 to 902 code for a protein of 271 amino acids.